Messenger RNA from Beta vulgaris subsp. vulgaris (sugar beet), 1854 nucleotides. RefSeq names its product flavonol synthase/flavanone 3-hydroxylase. The transcript is spliced from 3 exons. The coding region runs from base 659 to 1699 and encodes 346 amino acids. Lineage: Eukaryota; Viridiplantae; Streptophyta; Magnoliopsida; Caryophyllales; Amaranthaceae. The record is from RefSeq and is a predicted model, not a curated record.
UCUCCCUCACUCUCCAAGGGUUUUGGCAUAUACCAUGGUUGGAACAUGAGACAAUUUUUACCAUCAUAAUCAUAACUAUAUUAGAUUGAGCUCGUUUAUUCAGUCUACUCCAUUAUUAAUAAGAAAGUACAUUAGAUAAUUAUAGGAAACAAAAAGUAAAAAGAGACUCAACAACUUUCCACUUAGAAAGUCCCAAAGUUUGUUUAUACUUGAUGUCUUUAUAUAAGCCUAUGUAGAGGAUGAUCAUAGUAUGACGGUGGUUAGGUUUAAGGAUCAAGAAAUGGUAAUGAUGAAGGCAUUAAAACGGAGGAGUAAAUUGGUAGUAUAGUUGUAUAAGGGCAUAAUUUUACAUGGUUGGUAACAUCUAUAAAGUGAACCACAUGCACCCACGUCAUAUAUCAUAUGAUCGUAGGAACGUGACAACAUUGUCACUUUUAAAGCAAUGAACUCAGCUCGUCCUCUCCUUAGCUUCUACCAAGCACUCCUCAAAUACUAUAAUUAACUAUAAUGACUCUCUUAUUCAAAAACUGGGGUAGUUGCGCUUAAUAAGCCUCUAUAUAAGGACUUCAUUUAUCGCGUGAUAACGCACAUCUCCUCUUUCUUUUUUGAACAACCAAAAAUUAAACACAAUAAAAAGAAAAUCCUGAGUUCAUAUACAAUGGAGGUAGAAAAAGUGCAGAACAUAGCCUUUAAGUUCAAUAAGAAUGGAGGUAAAACAUCAAUAGAUAGCAUUCCAUUAGAGUUCAUAAGGGCAGAGAAUGAGCAGCCAGCAAUGACAACAAUGCAUGGGUCUGUGCUUGAAGUGCCAACCAUUGAUAUCAACGACUUUGAUGAGGAAAGAGUUGUGAGUUUGAUAUCGAAAGCGAGUGAAGAGUGGGGUUUAUUUCAAAUAGUUAACCAUGGAAUACCAACUCAAGUGAUUCAUAAUUUGCAGAGAGUUGGGAAAGAAUUCUUUGAGCUUCCUCAGGAAGAAAAAGAGGUUUAUGCAAAACCACCUCCAGGUUAUCAAGGUGCUGAAGGUUAUGGAACUAAGCUUAGUAAUAAACGAAACGAAGAUGAUGUUUCAAUUAGAUCUUGGGUUGAUCAUUUGUUUCAUAACAUUUGGCCUCCUUCCGCCAUUAACUACCAUUUUUGGCCAAAAAACCCUCCAUCUUAUAGGGAGGCAAAUGAAGAGUACGCGAAAUACUUAAGAGGAGUAACUGAAAAGCUAAUGAAAUGUUGGUCAAAAGGACUUGGUCUGGAGGAGAAUAAGAUGAAGGAAGCAGGAGGCGGUGAAGAAAUGGUGUAUUUGGCAAAGAUUAAUUACUAUCCGCCAUGUCCAUGCCCUGAAUUAGCACUUGGAGUGCCUGCUCACACCGAUUUGAGUUUGCUUACCAUUCUUGUCCCUAAUGAUGUUGCUGGUCUUCAAGUUUCUAGAGAUGGACUCUGGUACAAUGUCGACUAUAUACCCAAUGCCCUCAUCAUCCACAUUGGUGAUCAACUUGAGGUUCUGAGCAAUGGAAAAUACAAAGCAGUGCUUCACAGAACAACUGUGACCAAAGAGAGAACAAGGAUGUCUUGGCCGGUGUUCAUUGAACCCCCAGCACAGCACCAAGUGGGGCCUAUCCCGGAGCUCAUCAACGAACAAAAUCCUGCUAACUACAAGACUAAGAAGUUUGCUGAUUACAAGUAUUGCAAGCUUAACAAGCUCCCUCAGUGAAGGCCGACUCGCUUUUUUUACUAUUACUUCUAGUGCAGUACCUUUGAAAUUCGAUUAUUCUUGCAUCUCCAUUAUAUUUACUUCUGAGCGACACAUCUAUAGUAUUGUAUCUUAUCUAUCAAAUUACUUUCCAAAUAAAUCUUUAAAUUACCUCU